Tachysurus vachellii is the source of this 5760-nucleotide messenger RNA. RefSeq names its product GRIP1 associated protein 1 (gene gripap1). Lineage: Eukaryota; Metazoa; Chordata; Actinopteri; Siluriformes; Bagridae. Gene Ontology annotation, cellular component: extrinsic component of postsynaptic early endosome membrane; glutamatergic synapse; postsynaptic recycling endosome. The coding region runs from base 81 to 2708 and encodes 875 amino acids. The record is from RefSeq and is a predicted model, not a curated record. The transcript has 28 exons. Gene Ontology annotation, biological process: regulation of neurotransmitter receptor transport, endosome to postsynaptic membrane; regulation of recycling endosome localization within postsynapse; neurotransmitter receptor transport, endosome to postsynaptic membrane.
CUACAUAGUGCACACGUACACAAAGUAUGGCGUGAUUUAGGAUUGGACCGGUGAAGCAGUUUCCGUGCGCUUGGGCGAAGAUGGCGCAAGCAUUAUCAGAAGAGGAGUUUCACCGUAUGCAGGCUCAGCUUCUGGAGCUGCGAACACAAAACUACCAGCUCUCGGAUGACCUACGAAAGAACACUGCAGAGCUCAACAAUGUCCGCCAGAAGACCUUGACCUUGGAGAAAGAUUACCUCAAAGCACAAAAGGCACUUAAUAAGAGCAAGAAAGCUCAGGAAGUGGACGCGUUACUGAGCGAAAAUGAGAUGCUUCAGGGAAAACUGCACAGUCAAGAGGAAGAUUUCAGGCUGCAGAACAGCACCCUCAUGCAAGAGCUGUCCAAGUUAUGUUCCCAGAUCGAGCAGCUGGAGGCUGAGAAUAAGAGUUUGCGUGAGGGGAGGAGCCUCCAAGCUCAGGUCCCUAGCCCUGUGUCUGGACCAACAGAUGGAGAGCUUCUACGCCUACAGGCUGAAAACUCCGCCCUGCAGAAAAAACUGGCAGCUCUUCAGGACAGCGAGCAAAACCGCAUGCGUGGAGUAGAUGUAGGUGAUGGGAAAGAGGCAGCGAUCGAGAGACAGACUGACGCCAACGGCCUCGACCAGCUGCACACGGACGCUGCUCGUACCGGUGACGACGCGGCAGCUGUAUCAGCCAGUGACAGACAGGGGACAGGCAUCAGUUUGGAGCAACGAGUAAACGAGCUAAGCGAGGUGGAGCUGAAGCUUCAGACUGAGAUGGAGGAGAAACGAUUACUGAAAGAGCAACUACAGGCCCUGGAGGCAUCCAAACAAGCUGAACUCGCAAAACUUCAAGAAGAGAACGCUAAGCUAUCUGACAAGUUGAAGAAAAAGCAGGAGAGCUUCCUGCAUCUCCAGGGGGAAAAAGAGGCUCUCUAUCAUGACAGCAGGACAAAAAUAGACGAGAUUCAGCAGCGCAAAGAGGACGAGCUGAAAUCCAUCAACCUGCGCGUGCAGAAACUACAGUCCGACCUGACGAACGCUAAUCAGAAUGUUGCUGAGCUAAAGGAGCAGUUGCAGAGCAAGCAGAAAGAGCACGAGGUGGCUCUCCAUGCACUCAAAGAUCAGCUGCAGGUAGCGUGUCAGAGCGCAGUCAGUCAGGAGCAGGUGGAGGGCAUGCUGACUGAGAACGAGGCUCUCAGGACUAACCUAGCUGCACUAGAACAGAUCCAGACAGUAAAGACUCAGGAGCUGAACCUCCUCAGGGAGCAGAGCAUGGCGUUGAAUGUGGAGCUGCAGCAGAGACGCAGCGAGCAGGAGAGUUUACUGGCACAGAAAGAUGACCUCAGCUCUCAGCUACAGGAGUCAAACCGAGCCAGUGGUAGACUUUUGGAACAGAUCUCUGAGCUGGGUCUGGAGAAAGAUAAACUACAGCAAGAUCUAGAAGAAGCCAGGAAGACAGCAGACAAACGCAAGGCCAUGCUGGAUGAGCUGGCCAUCGAGAUGGCAAAGGAGAAGUCGAGGCACAAAGAGGACCUGAGCGACGUGCGACUACAGCAUGAGAAAGAGGUUCUGAGCAUCCGGGCACGCUACGAGAAAGAGCUGCGUGGCCUUCAUGAAGACAAGAGCCGUACGGAGGAGGAGAUCCGUGGCCAGCUUCGAGACGAAAAGGCUCGCAAUAAAGAGCUGGAGGGUCUGCAGCAGAGUGUGGAAGAGCUGCAGGCUCAGGUGCAGUCCAUGGAGGGAACCAAAGGAUGGAUCGAGCGCAGGCUCAAAGAGGCUGAGGAGACUAUAGAAAAGAACAGACUGGAACACACCGAGGAGAUUGAGAGACUGCAGCGAGAACAAGCCCUCCAGCUCGAGGAGAAAUCGAGGGAGUUCGACGCCGUGAAACAACAGAUCACCACCAUGGACAAGGAGAAAGAGGAGCUCAAUAACACCAUCGCUAAACAAAAACAGGAGAUUAGAGACACUGUAGAUGAACAGCGGAUUCUAGAGAAGAAAGGCAGUUCAGCACUGAAAGACUUGAAGCGGCAGCUCCACCUGGAGCGCAAAAGAGCCGACAAGUUGCAGGAAAGGCUACAGGAGAUCCUGACCAACUCCAAGACCAGGACAGGUCUGGAGGAGCUGGUGUUGUCUGAAAUCAGUUCGCCGUGUCGGACGCAGCAGACAGGAGACAGCAGCAGCGUCUCCUCCUUCAGCUACAGAGAGAUGAUGAAGGAAGGAGCUUCAGCACCGACCACCAAUAAGUCCAACACUAGCAGUCCUCAAUCCCAACGACCGGCCGAUCUUUCUGACGACGAGGUCAACGAACUCUUCCAGAGGCUGGCUGAGGUGCAGCAGGAAAAAUGGCUGCUGGAGGAGAAGGUGAAACACUUGGAGGUCAGCUGCUCGUCUAUGGCCGAUGACAUCUGCAAGAAGAGUGCCAUCAUAGAGACUUACGUCAUGGACAGCAGGAGAGAUGGAGGAGGAGCCACGUCUCACGCUGCUCACCAAGGAGAGAGAGGCGGUUUGAGUUCGGUGCUCCGGGAUCUGGUCAAGCCCGGAGACGAGAACCUGCGGGAGAUGAAUAAGAAGCUGCAGAACAUGCUGGAAGAACAACUUACCAAAAACAUGCAUCUACAGAAGGAUCUGGAGAUGUUAUCUCAGGAGAUUGUGCGUUUGAGUAAAGGCACCGAUCCUGCACGAGAUCCUAAGGCCACAGGCUAAUAUAAAUAAAUCACACACACACACACACACAAAAAAAAAAAACAACAUGCCGUGCCUGUCGGUCUGAUAGACCAAGGCUACAGAGAGAUGCUGCACCUUCAUACCACACGGACCGGAUGACUGGAUCGAACCUCACGUCCACACAGAGGAGGAACAAGCGCGUUAUCCCUCGCAAGUCCUCAACCGCUGAAUGUACUUAACACUCUAACACUUUGUGUGUCGUUUUUUUGUCUCUCAUGCUACAAAGAGCAGGGCGGUGUCUUCCUUACUGACCCAGAAUGCUUCGUGUCCUCAAGCUGCUCCGAACCUCUUCGUCCCAAAACUCCUCAUGCCAACCCCACGUGCUCGUCUAUGCUGAGGAGAGGGUUUGUCUGUUCAGAGUUUCUGCUUCACACCAACCGCAGCUUCGUGUUCUCUCUGUGUCACGUGUAAAUAUGAAAAUAGGGACAAUAAAAUGAGUAAUAUUUUUAGUUCCAGACAAUUCUAGGAUGUUUAGUAAUAGCAAGUGAGAAGUGAGCGUCACAAGGAGAGGCCUGCUCCUCGUUAACGUCGGCUAGGUUCGUUACGUCUGCUGUUCAUUACGCCAACAAAUUAAAGUGUUUUCAUAGACAUGCGAGAGCACGUAAUUGGGCUGGUAAUUGUCAGAGCGUUUUGCACGUCAGCUCGGAGCGCUGCUAUGAAGUAAAUCGACCCCACAGCCCCACAGCUUUCGCUCGUUAAGAGCCCGUCUCUCUGUUUCUCUGCCUCGCCGCCUGCUUCGUCGUUUCAGCCGCGUUUUUAGUGCAGCAGGGAGAAUCCUCUCGUUUCACAGCUGCUUUAACUCGAAUGUUAUGACAUCAUUCCGCUUAAACAUAUCAAAGCUUUUUAAUAGGACACGAACGUCAUUUUACUUGGCGCCCGUUCUACGGAGAACGUUAAUCGGACACUACUAACGACACCCGAGCUCAGCGUUUAUGCUCUUUUUAAAAUAAUUCGGCCCGUCAGAGAUUUCCUGUAAACGUCCAUGUCUUGCUGUGUGUAAAAGCUUUGCAUCGUCUUCAGUUAUAAAACUUGAAUUGUUCUGAAAUAUUUUUUAUUAUAAGUUUUUUUUAAAUCACUGAAAUCAUGACCAAAACGCUACUAGGUUGUUCCUCCUGGGGUAAAUAUCUCGGUCCCCUGUGUCCGUAGCGCACACCUGAUUAGCUCUGAACGAACGUAUAAAGCCUGAAUCGGUUCAUUAUUCUCCAAAUCCAAAAAAAAAACUUUUUCUUUCCCUGAUUUUUGGACGAGUGGAAAAGAAAUAAAUAAUUAAAUACAUAUUUAAGACUGCUUAGCCACCGUGAACCCAAAAGCCGCUUCGCCCAGGCUAGUGAUCGUAGUGCAGCAGUUUAGCGCACUAUCGAUACACAUUUUAAACCAAACAAUGAUGUGGUGAACACAAUCACACCCCUUAUGCUCAUAUUACUGAGUAAUGAUCAGAGAGACAGACAUGAGGAAGUUUUCAUAUAAGUGUAAACAAUUACAGCAUUUGACAGACCACCUUACAUAUCCACAGCCACUUACAUUUACCUCAUAAAUACAGCUGAGCAAUUCAGGGUUAAGGGCCUUGCUCAGGGGCCCAGGAGGGGCAGCUUGGUGGCCCUGGGAUUCAAAUUCAUGACAUUCUGAUUAAUAGUCCAGAACCUUAACCACUAGGCCACCACAUUCCUUGUAAACAGUCGGUCCAUUACACACUGAACUCUCUCUCUCUCUCUCUCUCUCUCUCUCUCUCACACACACACUCACACGCGCUUUCUCUCUCUCUCGCUCUCACACACACACCUUCUCUCUCUCACACACACACACACCUUCUCUCUCUCUCUCUCUCUCACACACACACACACACACACACGCACCUCCUCUCUCGCUGUCUCUCUCUCUCUCUUUCUCUCACACACACCUUCUCUCUCUUUCUCUCUCUCUCUCUCUCACACACACCCACUCUCUCUCUCUCUCUCUCUCUCUCUCUCUCUCUCUCUCUCUCUCUCUCUCUCUCUCACACACACACACACACACACACACACACACACACACACACACACACACACACACACAUACACAUACACAUACACACACCUACACCUCCUCUCUCUCUCUCUGUCUGUCAGAUUGCCCCCCCUUCUCUCUCCGUCUAUCGCCCCCCCCAUUGUAUCUUGUAACAUUGUGUCUCUCUCUGAAUAAAGAUCAUAUUCCACAGAUUUAGAGCUUUUAUCAUGUAGAAAUACUCCGAUCGAACAGUUCACACAUCACCGUGGCACAGCUGUAUACUCUCUGACUCUUUGACUUCCUGUAUGAGUGAGUGAGGUUUCAGUAAACGGAUUAAGAGAGAAAGAAAAAAAAAAGAGGAGAAAACGGUCUUGACGUUACUUUAUCGUCCAUGAAAAUCAGACACGUUACAGAUAGGAUAAACAGAGAAAGAGAGGAAAGGCACGAGAGAUGAAGGUGUGUAUUGUGUCCAGCUGUAAAUCUGGUAGCGUUACUGUACGACUGUGCGCUUGAGACGGGUUUAUUCACUUGUUUAAAGAUUUAAGAGAUCACUAAUAUGUUCUGUAUUUAAUACUGGAUGAUUGUAAAAAGACUGCCAUGAAUAAUUGACUUUUAUUCCUUCAUUCCAUUCGAUAUUGUUUAUACUUCAUUUGCAUGUUGUGUAACGUUUUAACGUUUUCUUCCUUGAACACUACGUACAAAGGUUGUGACAGUCGAACGGUGAAAUGACCAGCGAGCUCGCUGCGAAAACCUUCACCUUGAAUAUAGUGACAUAUUCAUAUUAUAGAGUUGUUGUUUUUUUUAUCUUAAUGAAAACGCUUCAAAAUUUUCUCAAUCUUUUCCAUUUUGUUCGUGAAUAUCUUGUCGAUUCAGCUCGACAGCAACAUCACUGUUAAUUAGGAACCGAAAGCAAAAGCAGUACUCAGUCAGAAUUUCCCUUCAGACUUUCUUGUUAUUUAUUCAUCCAUGUUUGUCAGCUGUCAUGUUCGCUGUAGAGUCUGAUUCCUUGACGUCUUGCAGCGUUAAUAAAGAAUGGCUGGAAAUGAAA